UCCAAGCAUCCUCAUAUAAUACUAUAUUAUUCGGUUGACACCGGAGUAGGCUCUUCCUCCUUUACUUUUACAACAACAUUCCUUUUCGUCUCCCAAAUCUAUAAAAUAUGUCAACUUUUAUAAAACUACACUAUAUCCUACUCAACAUCUCCACAAACCAUGUCACCACCCACUACUCAAUCUUUGUAAUAAUAACCCUCCGUUUUUCCCUCUUUCACCAUUUCUAAAUCUUAAACUCAAUAUUUCCUUCUUUUUUAAAAAAAAUUUUCCCCAUAAAUUUAUUCAAGUUCUAUAAAAUGGAUGGAGUUGACUUUAAUGAACACCUACUUGUUCAAAUCGAGGAUGGCGUUGACCAAAAUGAAAUAGAAAGUAAUAAUGAUGGAGGAGAAAGGAAAAUAGUAAUAAAGAAAUUGAGAAAAUUAUCUGAUAAGGGAGUGUGCAUAUUAGAUGGGGUGGACUUGGAGAUACCAAAGGGUAUGAUAGUAGGAAUUAUAGGGCCAAGUGGUAGUGGGAAAUCAACGUUGCUAAGGGCACUUAACAGAUUAUGGGAGCCACCUGCAGGAAGUGUGUUUUUGGAUGGACGUGAUAUUUGCGAUAUUGAUGUCCUCUCUGUUCGUCGACGUGUUGGCAUGCUCUUCCAACUUCCUGCACUCUUUAAAGGAAGUGUGGCUGAUAACGUGCGUUAUGGACCAAAGUUGCGGGGAAAUAAAUUAAGUGAUGAGGAAGUACAAAAAUUGUUAAGUAUUGCUGAUCUUGAUCAUUCCUUUCUUUACAAAAAUGGGAAUGAGCUCUCUGUCGGACAACAACAACGAGUUGCACUUGCUAGGACCCUAGCUAAUGAACCUGAGGUAUUGCUAUUAGAUGAGCCAACAAGUGCCUUGGACCCAAUAUCAACACAAAACAUAGAGGAUGCUCUAAUUAAAUUGAAGACAACCCAAGGGAUGACAGUCAUCAUGGUCUCACAUAGCAUAAGGCAAGUCCAAAGAGUGGCUGAUUUGGUUUGUCUUUUGGUAAAUGGUGCCAUUGUUGAAGUUUUGCCACCUCAUCGUCUUUCCGAUGCUAAGCAUCCUAUGGCCCUAAGAUUUCUUGAGCUUAGCUCUUAAUCUCAUCAUAAUGUGAACAAUAUGAAGAUUAAUAUGAACAUUAGUUGCUAAUCGAAGUACUAAUCAAAUUUGGAUAUCAAUUAUCAAUGUCCUAUGAAAUUCUCUAAUGGGUAUCUCAAUUGAUGUUUAGUUUGUGAAAUGGAACUAAAUGUUUCGAGUUAUAUAAGACUUUUAUGAACAA
Molecule: messenger RNA, 1284 nt
Organism: Amaranthus tricolor (Joseph's coat)
Lineage: Eukaryota; Viridiplantae; Streptophyta; Magnoliopsida; Caryophyllales; Amaranthaceae
Product: ABC transporter I family member 17-like
Exons: 3
Coding region: 297-1103 (268 amino acids)
Biological process (GO): phosphate ion transmembrane transport
Cellular component (GO): membrane
Molecular function (GO): ATP binding; phosphate transmembrane transporter activity; ATP hydrolysis activity
Source: RefSeq, a predicted model, not a curated record